AUAACAAGCAAUUUCAUUGGUUUAGGUCAACGAAAAGCACGAAAUUCGAAAGAAGAUCAGAGGUUGUAAAAAUAAAGAAAAUAUAAAACAUUUAAGGUAUCCUCGGAUCUUCAUAGCGAUAUGCCGCCAAUGAGACCUCAAAGAGGCAAAACACCAAGAAAGAGAGGCAAGAAUGGAGGCAGUACCUCGGAAACAGUUGAACCAGUUGAGGUAUACUGUAGAGUACGACCUCUCGACAACCCUGGAGAUGCUGUUUGUUUAACAGUUGUUAGUAACGAUAAAGUCAAACUUCUUUCAUCAGAGAACUCACUAGCGUUUGCAAGAACGGGGCAGUUGAAGGAGAUAGAGUAUAAAUUCCAGCAUGUAUUUGAUGAGUAUACGUCACAGAACGCUGUGUUUAAUCAUGUUGCCUAUCCACUCAUUGAUGAUCUGGUACAUGGGAAAAAUGGACUACUGUUCACAUAUGGUAUCACCUCGUCGGGAAAGACGUACACAAUGACAGGCACACCGCAGGAUCAGGGUAUAUUACCACGAUGUCUUGAUGUUAUAUUUAACAGUGUAGGGGAAUACCAGUGUAAAAAAUAUGUAUUUAAGCCCGACAAGAUGAAUGGAUUUGAGGUACAGUCGGAGGUUGAUGCCAUGAUGGACAGACAGAAAAAAGACAUUUUACCUGGUCUUACACCAAAAACACCUUCAACACCUAGAAUAAAUAGGGAUAAAGGUGAGUUUGGCAGAGACUGUGGCCGUGUAAUUGACACAGGUCGUGUAAACGACGUUGAUGAAGAUAACACAUAUGCCGUGUUUGUGUCGUACAUAGAAAUCUACAACAAUUAUGUGUACGAUCUUCUAGAAGAGUUACCAUAUGACCCAAUUACAGGAUACAAACCUCCGCAGUCGAAGUUUCUGCGUACAGAUGGCUGUGACAACAUGUAUGUGAUGAGUUGUACGGAAGUUGAGAUCAAAGCGCCAGAGGAAGCGUUUGAGGUGUUGUAUAAAGGACAGAAAAGACGGAAAGUGGCGCACACAGCGCUGAAUGCGGAGUCCAGUAGAAGUCACAGUAUAUUCAACAUUAGACUGGUACAAGCUCCGCUAGAUCCUUGUGGUCAGGAAGUUCUUCAGGACAAUGAAAAGAUCAUUGUGAGUCAACUAUCUCUCGUAGAUCUGGCUGGUAGUGAGCGAGUAAACCGGACAAACAACAAGGGGGACCGGCUGAAAGAAGCAGGAAAUAUAAACCAGACACUGAUGUCACUACGAACAUGUCUGGAGAUGCUUAGGGAGAACCAGAUGACCGGUGGAAACAAAAUGGUGCCGUACCGCGACUCCAAACUUACACAUCUGUUCAAGAACUACUUUGAUGGGGAUGGUCGUGUCAGGAUGGUUGUGUGCGUGAACCCAAAAGCAGAGGAAUUUGAUGAAACUGUUCAUGUUAUGAAGUUUGCCGAGAUGUCACAAGAGGUCAUGGUUCAGAGGUCACAGCAGGUGAAGUUUGACCUUGGAUUGACCCCAGGUCGUAGACGUCUGGGAGAAAAAUUACGCGAAGAGCGGUUAAGAGAGGAGGCUGAGAGAGAAAUUAAACAAGAAUUGAUGCCAGUACCUUCACCUAGUCUUAUUUAUACAUUAGGACCAGACUUCCCUAACCUUGAGUUGGUAGAUUACAGUGAUGAGGAAACAUUGAGAAGGUUGAUACAAUGCCUGUGUGAACGUGACACAAAAAGACAAACUUUACUAAUUGACUUUGAAGCCAAAGUAUUACAGUUGUACGAUAAGAGCAUGAAGAUCAGACAAGAACAAACGGAGAAAGAAAGAUUGAAGGACAACUUUAAACAAAGAUUAGAGAUGAAUAAUAUACAUUGGGAAGAAAACUUGGAUAAGGAAAGAAGGAAAAUUGAGCGAGAAAUGGGGAUGGCAUUGGAGGAGAAGGAGAAAAAGUUCAGUAUGAUGAAAGAAGUGUUGGACAGUGAUACCCCGGUAGCUAAACCACGUACGUUCAAAACCCCAGGAACCACGAUAAAGACUAGGACUUACACAACACCAGGAGUGAUACAGAGUGCCAGGUCCGAGUCUGACGUGUCAUCUAUUGGUGUACCUGCCCCGAGGACGAGAACCACAUCAGCCAUACCGUCAGUUCGACCCUGGGGCUAUGGUGGUAACAACAAACGCCCAGCUCCAAAGACCCCAUCAGUUACACCAAGAAGUAUACCUCAGUAUAAUUUAAGACAUAGAAGAUCCAAAUCUAACUCCGAGACAUGGCUGGACCAUAAACCACCAGGACAUUUAGAUCUCGACACUGUGUUACAACCAACAUUGAAGAAGAAGAAGUCUGUAAGUAAACUCGAGUCUAAGGAUACGAAAGUGGCCUCUAAAUAUAUGUUGACAGAUCAAGGUUUGAAUUCUGAUGGCGAGUUUCAAACCAGAUAUUUCAAGGGAGAUGUGAUACCUACCUCUGGGGGCGGAGCUUCUGUCAUCUUUAACGAUGUAGAAAUCCACAAACAGAAGGAGCCUGGGACCAGGAAGAGACGAAGCUCGUGCCCACAGCCGACAGAUUUUGACGGUGAGUGGACCGAUCCUGAGGAGAGAUGUGCAAUUGCGAUAGAAGGUCACAGAAGAAAGAGAAGUAAACAGUCGCCAGAACUUAUUUCAGUUGUUUAGACAACAUGAGGAGUCGUCCUACACCAGAAUCCCGAGUAUGAACAAACAUAAUUUAGAUACAAUUUCAUCCAAGGACCCUAUGACAAUACAUUGGCAUCAGCAACAGCAGCAAACACAUAUCAUAUCUACAAAAGUGAACAGUUUUAAUCUCCAAAUUUCUCUGAAAAUUUGAAGGAGUUUUUUAUCAACAAUGUGUCCCAGAGUUUGCCUCCAUACUGUAUUGUUUUGUUUAGAACUGAUUUAAUUUGAAUUUCUGGAUCCAGUCUACAAUAUCAAGCAUCUGAUUGGCUGUUGCAGACUAUACACGUGAUAUUGACCAAUGAUAGGCCAGCAUUUUGUAGACUGGUUUGCAAAUUUGUUGGGAGUUGGCAUGCUUUAAUGAAUUGGUGGAUAGGAACCAGUCACUUGAAAAUCAAACUGAGGCUGUUAGUGUAAAUAUGUUGAGGAGCGUUCAGAUGUAUAAAUAUACUGCUGUAAAUAUUGUUUUGUAAAUAGUUAUCAGUUUUUAAGACUACAAAGUGAAGAUACAUCAGUGAUCAAAUGAUUAUGAUUGAAGCAGACAGUUGUUAUGUCUUAAGUUUUAUCGAAAAAAACAUUUCCUCAAACUUGGUGCUAUUUUUUGCUCAUUUCUCCACUGUUUUGUAUAAGUUUUGUUUCCAAGAUGCACAGAAGUAAAGCCAGUAAGCACUUUAUUUGUACACAUAGGGUAAAAAAAACAAAAACAAGUCGUACAUAUGUUUGGUGUGUAAAAAAAUUAGGUCAUAUCAUUAUGUAUGUUCUUGUCGAAAAUAUUAGGAAUACAGUCACAUGUAAAUAUAAUGCACAGUUUGAGAAAGAAGUCACGAUAAAUUUGUCUAAGAAAAGAAAGGUAAUCUUUAAUUUCAAAAUUUUGUUUUGUUUGACAGAGAAAUAAGGAUAAGCAUUUUUAAUAAUUUAUUUGGACAAGAAAAUUGCAUUU
Molecule: messenger RNA, 3607 nt
Organism: Ruditapes philippinarum (Manila clam)
Lineage: Eukaryota; Metazoa; Mollusca; Bivalvia; Venerida; Veneridae
Product: kinesin-like protein KIF23
Exons: 22
Coding region: 121-2649 (842 amino acids)
Biological process (GO): microtubule-based movement
Cellular component (GO): kinesin complex; nucleus; microtubule
Molecular function (GO): ATP binding; ATP hydrolysis activity; microtubule binding
Source: RefSeq, a predicted model, not a curated record